AUGUCGCUGUGGCCGCUACUUUCCUUUGAAACCAAGGCUAUCCAUGUGGAUCAUAGACCAUGGACUAUUGAGCUAUUAAUCCAUCUUGCAUCCUCUGUCGGUUCUCGAUUCUUGUCACUCUCGGAAACCUCAAGUGUUGACUUUGGCAGCUCAAUGCUUCUCUCACCAAUAAUUUUUGCAGCAAUCCUGCUCUCAUAUUCUUCAAGUUAUGUCGCAUUUGCUUGGGGCGGUUUCGGCCACCAGACCAUCGCAUGGAUUGCACAAUCAUACCUCCUACCAGCGACGGAGACUGCAAUACGGGAUGCUUUAGACUCCCAGCUGGUCGACUAUAUGGCAAAUGCGUCGACCUGGGCAGACUCUUAUCGAUACACCGAAAGUGGUAAAUUCUCCAGGCCAUUUCAUUACAUUGACGCCAAUGACGACCCACCUACCACAUGCUCGGUGGACUAUGAGCGAGAUUGCGGUGACGACGGUUGCAGCGUCAGUGCAAUUGUCAAUUAUACAUCUAUCUUGAGCGACAGCGAUUCCAGCCCGCCACUUAGGAAGGACGCUGCCAGAUUUCUGAUCCAUUUCAUUGGCGAUCUUCACCAGCCACUACAUGACGAGGCACUGGAAGGAGGUGGCAAUGGCAUCAAUGUGACUUACGAUGGCGACGAGACAAACUUGCACCAUAUCUGGGACACCGAGAUCGUCGAGCAACUGGCAGCUGGAGCCAGCGCCGAGGCAUUUGCCAAGAAUCUUACCGUGUCUAUCAAAGCCGGCGAGUUUGACUGGGACAGUACGACCUGGGUCAAAGGCGCAAGCUUGAACAUGACUCUGGCGACAGUGAUGACCUGGGCCAGAGAAGCGAACGGAUACGUAUGCACGGAGGUGCUGAAAGGCGGUGUUGACGCGGUGGAAGAGGGAGAUCUGAGUGGGAAAUAUUACGGCGCACAUUUUGACGUUGCGCGCGUUCAGCUGGCACGCGCUGGGUUCAGGCUCGGUGCGUGGUUGAAUCUCAUUGUGACGGGGAAGAUGGGAUGA
Molecule: messenger RNA, 1023 nt
Organism: Exophiala bonariae
Lineage: Eukaryota; Fungi; Ascomycota; Eurotiomycetes; Chaetothyriales; Herpotrichiellaceae
Exons: 2
Coding region: 1-1023 (340 amino acids)
Biological process (GO): DNA catabolic process
Molecular function (GO): nucleic acid binding; endonuclease activity
Source: RefSeq, a predicted model, not a curated record